AUGGCUUUAGCUCUAGACAAGAUCUAUGCUAUUGAGAAGUUGCUAGGCCUCAAGAAUUUCCACCUCCCAAAGAUCCCUUGCUCGAUUCCUUCAGUCCCUUGCCAUCCAGAUAGCAUCUAUGCAUCCAACAAGGCCCAUGAAUGGGCAUACAAGUUCAUGGAUCCAAAAAUGACAGCCGCUGAUAGAAAGGCUUUGGAAGAUUGGAAAAUCCCAAUGUUUGCAACCCUCGCAGUGCCAUUUGGAUCCAAGAGAAAUGCUGUCAUUUGCUCAAAGUAUAGCAUGUUUGCUGUAUUAAUGGACGACUUGGUUGAUGAGGGCUUCGUUGAAAGUAGCAUUCUUCAAGAUUACUAUUCCACAAUCCUUAAUCACCUCCAUAAUCCUGAUUUCAAGAUCCAGGCAUCGGACGAUCACCUUCCAGUUCGAGUUUACAGGGCCACUGAAGAGCUUGUUACUGAGAUAAGAUCAUCCAUGCUUCCUCCAGUGUAUGCUCAUUUUGUAGCACAGUUUGAGAGGUAUGCACUCAGCAGAAUGGCAAGCAGGCCCAAGUUUCUAUCUGUCAAGCAGUAUAUCGAAUGGAGAAGGUUUGAUGUGUUCUUAGAGCCUAUCUUCAGCUUCAUAGAGAUGGCACUUGAAGUCGCAGUUCCGGACAUGGAACUGGAAUCAGAGGACUAUCUAAUUCUGCGAGAUGCCGGAAUUGACUAUAUAUCUAUGCACAAUGAUGUUCUCUCGUUUGCAAAGGAGUUUGCAUGCAACAGACUGCUGAACCUUCCAGUGUUGCUGCUUCUUUCGGAUCCGGAGAUGGAGACAGUCCAGAGUGCAGUGGACAAGAGUUGCAAGAUGAUCGUGGACAAGGAGCAAGAAUUUGUAUACUACCACAACAUUCUGAUCACUCAGGCAAGAGCUGAAGGUAAACACACGUUUGUGAAGUAUCUUGAGUGUCUUCCUACUGUUCUUUCCAACACGCUUUACUAUCACUACUCCUCUGCCCGUUACCAUCCAGCUUUCAUAACGGGUGAGAAGUUUGAUGCGAAUUGGUGCUUGGACACUGUUAUAAACCAUAGAAGAACUGGCCGGUGA
Molecule: messenger RNA, 1077 nt
Organism: Selaginella moellendorffii
Lineage: Eukaryota; Viridiplantae; Streptophyta; Lycopodiopsida; Selaginellales; Selaginellaceae
Product: (E)-2-epi-beta-caryophyllene synthase-like
Exons: 1
Coding region: 1-1077 (358 amino acids)
Source: RefSeq, a predicted model, not a curated record